UUUCAUUCACUGAUUUUGAGUUGUUAAAUUAUAAAAAUCAUCUUCAUCAAUUUUCUGAGAUCUUUUCGAAUUUUCUAGAGAAACAUGUCUUGCUGUGGUGGAAACUGUGGUUGCGGAUCUGGCUGCAAAUGCGGCAAUGGUUGCGGAGGUUGCAAAAUGUACCCAGACUUGGAGAGCACCACCACCGAGACGCUUGUCCUCGGCGUUGCUCCGGCCAUGAGCUCUCAGUACGAGGCUUCCGGCGAGACUUUCGUCGCCGAGAACGAUGCCUGCAAGUGCGGAUCUGACUGCAAGUGCAACCCUUGCACCUGCAAAUGAACAACUCCUCCCAUGAACCCUAAACCCAGUGUCUUGUCUGUAAUAACCCUAAUGUUAUGUUAGGUUUCGUUAUGUGUAAUAAUGGCUUAUUUCGCCGGUAGUUUUACCGGAGAACGUUGGUCUUUCUUUCUUCUUCGUCUUUUGUGUGUCUUCUGGUUUGGUCAUUAAGAUAUCUCUGUAAGUUUUAUCAAUGUGACUUUAUAAACCAGAACUGUUAUGGGUUUGUAUUUGA
This is a messenger RNA of Capsella rubella, 550 nucleotides long. Its product is annotated as metallothionein-like protein 2B. Bases 85 to 318 code for a protein of 77 amino acids. Gene Ontology annotation, molecular function: metal ion binding. NCBI's taxonomy places the organism in Eukaryota, Viridiplantae, Streptophyta, Magnoliopsida, Brassicales, Brassicaceae. The record is from RefSeq and is a predicted model, not a curated record. The transcript has 2 exons.